Messenger RNA from Cheilinus undulatus (humphead wrasse), 4696 nucleotides. It is a transcript of the gene unc13d, whose product is annotated as unc-13 homolog D (C. elegans). NCBI's taxonomy places the organism in Eukaryota, Metazoa, Chordata, Actinopteri, Labriformes, Labridae. The transcript has 34 exons. The record is from RefSeq and is a predicted model, not a curated record. Bases 66 to 3422 code for a protein of 1118 amino acids.
GCUUCCCUAUACCACACACACACACAGCACACCAGGGAGGAGAAUGCUUCAACAUUAGCAUCAAAAUGGCAAGUAACAGUGAGGCUGCCAGCAAAGGUAACAAUCUCCUGCAAACACCUGAACAGGAAAAUGGCUCAGAACAGAAGCAGGUGAAACAAAUUUCUCCUGGCCAUGUACGUAAACUUGGGCUGACGAGGAAACUGCGAGAUAGAAGGGAUUUGAAGGAAGAUGAAAAUCCAGAAGAAAAAGCACGAAAACACAGAGAGAUGGAGCUGAAGCCUCUGUAUAAAGAGCUGCUGUACACUAUCGCUCAUAAGAUGGGGAACUCAUCAUCUACCGAGGCCUUCACAGACAACCAGCUCCACCAGUACAUCAAGGAGGCUUUCACAAUGACGGAGGAAGAGCACCACAGUCUGAGUGAGCAAGUGCACAACACAGAGCCCCCAGUUUACUGCCUCAUGGCCACAGUAAAGGAGGCAACGGGAAUCCUGGGAAAAGACAUCUCUGGUUUCAGUGAUCCAUACUGCCUGCUGACCAUAAUGGAGGAUGAGGAGGAGAGACGAACACGCAAGUCCAGAUCCAAGCCGAGUAAAUCUGUGGUUAAGGACGCCGUAUCUGAUGACAAAAUCUACCAAACAGAUGUGAAGAAGCAGACCCUGAACCCCAUCUGGAAUCAGACUUUUGUACUGGAGUUUGAAGACAUCAUUGGUGCCAGCUUCCACCUGGAGAUGUGGGAUAAGGAUGAAGAGGUUUCACUUACUCAGAAACUUGAGGACAUUAAAACCAAUUUCAACAGCUUAAGAAGGAUGAUCAAGGAGGCCAAAAAGGAGAAAGGUACGGAUGACUUUCUGGGAAAUGUUGUCCUUAAACUACAGGAUCUUCACUGCACUGAGGACAACUGGUACACUCUAGAGCCUAGAACAGAGACAUAUCCUGAUCGCGGCCAGUGCCACCUGAAUCUCAAGUUCAUCCAUAAAUCAAGAGAUGGGACACUGAGUGCUGGUCGUAGUGCUUACAUCAACUACUGUGGGAUUCUGCAACAGUUUGUUCAGGCUUACAUCUCCAAGCAGCAGAGCUCCGCUCCGUGGACAGGGGCGCUGUGCGGCGAGGCUCAGACCCUGCUGGAGCUCUACGCCACGCAGAAUGACCUCUCACCUUUCCUUCAGGACCUGGCGAAGUGGGUGGCGUACAGUAAGCUGUAUCAGAGUUUAGAGGUGGACUCGUCGGUGUUGUUGCAGCAGCUAACCAGUAUAGAGUACCACUGGCAUCAGCAGGAGCUGCCAUAUCAACAGAAGCGGGAACUUGGAGACUCUCUUCAUGGUUUCCUGCAGUAUGGAUUGUGUCUGGUGGCCAAAUACAGAGACAUCUUCCCUCCAACCUCCAGUGCUACUCCAAAACUACACACGCUGCUCAGAAUCCUAGUCCAGAUCUGUAAAACUCAAGCUUUUCAAAAACUGAACCCAGCACACUUUGAGCUUCACGAUGAAGUCUGCGAAGUCAUACAGACAGGGACACAGGAGUGGUUCACCAUUAAGAAGGGUCUGCAUCAGCCCAUGACCAAGGACCUGUCAGAGAUUGUUGGCGCCCUCUCCAGGCUGAUUAGUGAAGUGCAAGAAGACAUAAAACACAACAAAGACGUGUGGAACAGAGUAUUUGUCAGUGCUGUUCAGGUGGAUGUCUUCACUGAAGUCUAUAAGAAGUUUGAUUCCCUGCUUGCAAAGGAGGUGAGGGAAACCACGUCCCUGAUCGAGGGUCAGAUGGAGCAGCCUCUCGCCAACAGCCUCUUCCCUGUUUACCUGAGCCUGCAGGCCAUCCAUAAAGACAAGGCGUUCCUACAGAAAAGGGGAUUACUUGAGCUGACAAACUUUCAGGAGGCCUUCAGGGAGGCUCUGCCUUACUGGCUGAACCAGGCAUUCAGCACCACCCAGGACCGGGUGGAGAGGGCUGUUCAGGUGGACCAGCUCCAGCCCUUGCAGUCUGGUGCUGUGCCCAUCAAACACAGUUCCUCAGCGGUAGACUUGGUGGCAUGUAUUCAGCCCAUCUGCCAGCUGUGGGAGCAGCUGUCCUGGCCGGACCCUGAGGAGGCCUUCAUGCUCAUGGUUAAACUCACUGAGGAUGUGUGUAAGAUUGUGGUGAACUACUGUUGCAUACUGAAGGAGAGGGUAAGGAUGCUGUCUGAGAAGUCAGACCCUGGCAGCGCCAUCAACAUGCUGUGUGUGGUGGUAAAUGACCUCGAGCACUUAAGGUCAGUGCUGACUCGACUGCCUACUCAGCUCAACUGGGCAGGACUCCGAGAUCGAACCCAAAAUGUCAUAGGAGAGAGCCAGUUCCACAACACUCUGCCCUCACAGCUUCAGCAAGCCCAGAGCUUCCUCGGCAAAGAGAUCCGCUCUGCUUUAGACACUCUCGGGAAGAAGUUAAACACAGACAUUGAAACUCAUGUUAGAAGCAUGGCAACCAGGCGGAGGAUUCCCUCCAAGUCUACAGAGGAUGCUGCAGCACCUCUGAUGCGCUACCUGGAGCAAGAGCUACAGUACAUGAAUGAAAACCUGGUUCAAGAGAACUUCAACAGUCUCUUGACUCCUUUGUGGAAUAACUCAGUGAAGAUCCUCUACCAGAUGGCUACCAAGCAUCCACAACAAGAGGGGCUCAUGGUGUACUGCCAGAGACUGCUGUAUACACUGCAGUGCUUUGAGCAGUGCUUCCAUGCUCACGGGAACGGGCUUCCUCUGACUACUCUCCACUCUGAUGAUUACAAGAUUCUUAAAGGUCACCUCACACACAACUCUCUGAGCAGCCAGCAGCUUGUGGAGAAGUUCUUUGAAAGAAAAAUAUGGGAGCAGAAUGUGUACAGUGGAGAGAAAUAUGGCGCCGUGACUCUCCUGACUUCAUACAGGAGAUCAGACCAGAGACUCAGAGUUGAGGUGCUGAAUGCAGUCAACCUCUUACCAAUGGACUCCAAUGGUUUAAGCGAUCCGUUUGUGCAGCUCUGUCUCGAACCUAGCCACAUUUUUCCUGAGGUGGAGCUUCGGAGCACUCAGAUCAAAAGCUGUGAUCUCAAUCCACUCUUCGAUGAGGCCUUUGAGUUUCUGGUGUCUCUGGACCAAUGCCAGACUUCAGGGGCCUGCCUGGUGGUGACCGUUCUAGACCAUGACAUCUUGAGGACUGAUGACUUUGAAGGGGAGGCCUUCCUGGCUCUUAAGGGCAUACCAGGAGUUGGUGGAGGAAAGGAAUCCGAUGGACUCAGUUCACAGCCAGAUACCAUCCCUGCACAGAUCCGACUGCCUCUGAUGCAUCCUAAACCCAACGACGACAACAUCCUGAGGCUACUGGAGUCCAGGAAAGGAGAGCGAGAGACUCAGGCUUUUGUAAAGAAGAGAAGACAGAGAGAGAAGCAGUCCCAGGAGGCGGCUCAACUGUAACAAACACACGGACAAUGUCUUCCUCCAAAAAUAUACAAUUUGUUUUAAUGAUCUGUACCAAAAACAAAGAAAAGUCCACUCAGAAAGAAACACUGUUGUUGUAUGCGCUGUGUGUGAACAGGAUGCUGAGCAUGGGUUUAUCAGACCAUCACAGUGAUCAUGAACAGUUUCACAUCUGUUUUAAACCUCAUACGUCUUUACACACCUGUCUGCUUCCUCAUGGUUCAUCUAAUCAGUGCAAGAGAUGAAUUUGACAUCACCUAACCAUGUCACGACACUGAAAUGUCAAAACCUACUACAACUGUAAAAAUUAUGGCAGAGAAACCUGUCACACAAUGAUUUAAAAUAUGGGUCUGUUAAACAAAAGUACAUUUGUGUUAACAUGAAAAGUAAAAAUAAAGAAAAUAUGUAAUUUUGAAGACUACACGAGUUAACUGAGUACAUUUGCUUUGAUUGUGUUAACAUGCUUUCCUCUUCCAGUUUAUGUAGAAGAAUAUUAGAGAAAACCUGAGAGCUUUAACAGAGGCCAUCUGUUGUAACUUAAAAAAAAAUUACUAAAUUUUAAAUACUUUCUCUUAUCAUUCAACAGUAAUUGAAAUUUUCAAUUUCUCUUGCUAAAAACUGGAUAUAAUCUAGACAAGUGCUACCAGCAGACUGGUAUGACGGCCCCCUUUGGGUUGGAGCCUGUAAGACCUGUAAUCUUGAUAGGAGAGCUCAUUAACCCCAGGGUUAAAGAGCGACUGUGUCAUUUAUCCAUCUGGAAAGUUUAGAGAUCGUUGUCUGUGUCCAGAAACCGUAGGCCAGUGACUCAUUUAAACACCUAUUUAAUGAGAGAAUUGUUUUACGUUCACCCCUAUUUUAUCAUGUCUACUUCAUCAGGUAUAGGUUGUUGAAGUCACAUGAUCCUAAUCGAAUGCUCCAUGGAGGGCAGGAAGUGGAGGACAGCCAUUAGGAAUGAAUGAGAACAGAAAAGUCAGCAUGUAAGAGCUUUAAAUGGAUUUUUACGCUGCAAUUUUCAUCAGAAGAUUUCUACAUACAUUGAGUACAGUCCAUACACUUAAAAAAAAAAAAAAGAGAUUUUUGCCACAGUUUAACCGAUAUACCUGGCGUGGAGGCAUUCAAUAUCACAGCUUACUUAAAGGUCACGCAUUUUACCCUUUUAAGACAACUUUAUAUUGGUCUCAGAAUUCCCCAAAACAUGUCUGUGAAGAUUGUUGCUGAAAAAAAAAAUUCCAGUAUUGGAUUUUUGCAUGUCUAAAAAGCCCUCUGUUUCA